This is a messenger RNA of Solanum tuberosum (potato), 2340 nucleotides long. Its product is annotated as probable LRR receptor-like serine/threonine-protein kinase At3g47570. The record is from RefSeq and is a predicted model, not a curated record. The transcript is spliced from 9 exons. The coding region runs from base 1 to 2340 and encodes 779 amino acids. NCBI's taxonomy places the organism in Eukaryota, Viridiplantae, Streptophyta, Magnoliopsida, Solanales, Solanaceae. Gene Ontology annotation, molecular function: receptor serine/threonine kinase binding; protein kinase activity. Gene Ontology annotation, biological process: protein phosphorylation.
AUGGAGAAAGCCUCGCCUUUUCAGCUUCUCGCAUUUUUAUUAACAUCUCUUCACCUUUUAGCAACUUGCAGCUUGGCCAUGAAUAUUAGCACUGAUCAAUCUUCUCUUCUUGCCUUGAAAUCCCACAUCACUUCAGAUCCUUUUCAUGUUCUUUCGACGAACUGGUCUUCUUCUACCUCUGUUUGUGAUUGGAUUGAAAUCACUUGUAGCUCUCGCCAUCAACGAGUGAUUGCACUGAAUAUUUCAAACAUGGGUUUAUCGGGUACUAUCCCGCCACAACUUGGCAACCUCUCCUUUCUUGUUUCACUUGAUCUAAGCAAAAAUGAUUUCUGUGGUGAACUUCCAUCAGAAUUUUCUCAUUUACGGAGAUUGAGAGUCAUUAAACUUAGUUACAUCAACUUCACCGGAGAAAUUUCAAUUGGAAUAGCCCCUCUUCCGAGUUUGAUACGGUUUUCCAUGGGAUACAAUAAAUUACUCAAUGGCUCCAAUGUGCUCUCUAAAUUCAACAUCUCAACCCUUGAAUAUUUGGAUCUCAGAAAUUCUGGUUUAACUGGUGAUUUCCCUUCUGAUUUAUGUCAUCGUCUUCCUAGAUUGCAAAAGCUUGCACUUGGCAACAACAUGUUAAGCGGAGAGGUACCAAGAAACAUAUCUGAAUGCUCAGAGCUUCAACUCCUAAUGUUGUUUCAAAAUAACUUUGUUGGAACAAUUCCAAGAGAUAUAGGCACAAUUCCUGAUGAGAUCGGCCAUCUUUAUAACUUAAAGAACAUAUUCAUGGAUAAAAAUUAUUUAACAGGCUCAAUCCCUUUAACCUUAUUCAACAUUUCAUCACUUGAAAUGCUAUAUAUGAAUGAUAACAAGCUUGAAGGACCUUUACCAAGACAGGUUGGAAAUUUUACUAUGCUUGCCUGGUUUGAUCUUUCCAAUAAUUACCUGGCAGGUGUAAUUCCACAUGAAGUUGGUAACCUUCAAGAGUUGACAGACCUUCCAUUGUUUUACAAUGAAUUUAGUGGGUCGAUCCCUAUUGGUAUCUUUAAUAUCUCAUCUCUUGUAACUAUUGGACUCACAGAAAACCACAUUUCAGGUGGAAACAACAUUAAUGGUGUUUUACCUGGAUCCAUCUCAAAUUUGUCUAAGCUCACCUUUCUCGAACUCUUUAGUAAUGAAUUUACUGGUUCAAUUCCUGACUCUCUCGGAAAUUUAAGACAACUUGAACUUCUCAACUUGUACGGCUGUAACCUCAAAGGCAAUGUUCCAAGUGAGAUCAGAAAUAUGAGAAAUUUAUCUACUUUGUCUCUGGGAGGUAAUAACCUUACUGGAAUUGCCCCGACGACAUUAAGUUCUUUGAAAAACCUGCAACGGCUUUUUCUUGAUGCAAACAGAAUAACUGGUCCUUUCCCAAUUGUUUUAUGCAACCUUCCAAGUACAUUGGGAGGUCUACAGAAAUUGAUUCAACUAUCUUUGGCUCAUAACGGAAUUGAAGGAUCUAUUCCUGAGACAUUUGGGGAACUCCUAAGUUUGGAAACAUUAGAUCUUUCAUAUAACAAAAUGUCUGGUGUGAUUCCAAAGUUAUUAGAGGCACUUAAGCAGCUAAACUCCUUUAAUGUCUCAUUCAAUAGGUUAGAUGGGGAAAUUCCGAGUGGGGGACCUUUUCUUAAUCUCCCUUACCAGUCUUUCAUGUCGAAUAAAGGAUUGUGUGGGCUUGCUUCAGCAAUAGUUUUCAUGUUGAUGAGACGCGGGGGUAAAACGAUCAAUGUUGAAGUUGAGUGGUCUCCUGAGGUAGCACCACAAAGAUUUUCUUACUAUGAACUUCAAAGAGCAACUCAGAGUUUUAAUGAAAAUAACUUGCUUGGUAGUGGAAGUUUUGGUUCUGUUUAUAAAGGGAUAUGGAAGGAACAUUUCAAACCUUUGAUAGAGAGUGUGAAAUCUUGCGGAAUCUUCGUCACAGAAAUCUCACAAAGAUCAUUAGCAGCUGUUUUAACUUGGAUUGCUCCAGAGUAUGGUCUGGAAGGCCUUAUAUCCAAGAGGUCUGACGUUUAUAGUUUUGGCAUCAUGCUGUUGGAAACUUUUACCAAGAAGAAACCCAGUGAUGAAAAGUUCGCAGGAGAUUUGAAUUUGAGAUGCUGGGUGCAUAAUUCACUUCCUGAUGAGUUGGAUCAAAUCAUAGAUGCUGACUUACUAACAGUCAAUGAACAAAACUUAAGUCAAAAGCUGCAAUGUGUGUCAUCCAUUAUGGAGUUAGCCAUGAAUUGCACAACUAGUAUUCCAGUUGAAAGGAUGAACAUGACUGAUGUUGUAGAAACAUUGAACAAGAUCAAACAAAAGCUUUCUUACUGUUAUUGA